Molecule: messenger RNA, 8630 nt
Organism: Oncorhynchus mykiss (rainbow trout)
Lineage: Eukaryota; Metazoa; Chordata; Actinopteri; Salmoniformes; Salmonidae
Source: RefSeq, a predicted model, not a curated record
UGGCAUGUCAUUGAUGUUAUUUUGUCAUCGUAAAAGGUGGCCGUUGUAAACACAUAGCCUAAACUGAUUCAGAGAGGUAGAACACUGGCAGGUUAGCGGCCGUAUGAAAGGAAUGUGGAUGAAGAGCAAUCGACAGCACAGCGCAUGAAGAGCUCCCAGCGCGGCGCGAAAGUGAGAUCAAGCGGGAUGCAGUUGCAACCUGAAGCCCAGUCAGUGUAGAUUGGAGUUGGCAUUUGCUGUUAUCUCGGUAGCAUCAAACCUGACCUUUUAUCCAAUGGCGUGCAUCUUUGAAGUAUGUGCUCUCCACAGGUUUUCUGUCUCCCAAAGGGCGAUAUGGUUAUCCUCUUGGUAAAGAAAGAGACACUUUUCUCAUAAAAUUCAACUACUCUUCAACUACUCUUUUCGGACUGCUCUUGUGUUUUGGAUUGCCUUAAAUUUCUCGAGUAUUUCAAGAUGUAGCAGCCAUCCUGAGUGGGUAAUAAUGGUGAUGCUGUUCCUGGUCCUCUCCUCAGGUGACAGAGGCCCCAGGAGAGGGAGAGGCUGGCCUGGCGGUAGGCUGGCAGCAUGAAGCACCUAGCCAUCUCCAAGUGGCUCAGUCAGCUGGGUCUGCCGCAGUACUGCACUCUGUUUGACGACGACUAUGAUGGGGUGGAGGACCUGUUGCAUCUGAAUGAGCUGGAUCUGCUGGAGCUGGGGGUCCGUAACCACCUCCACCGCAUCCACCUCCUCACGAGCAUCCAGAUACUGCAGGAGAGCGAGAGGAGGAGAGAGCUGAGGAUGAUGGCGGAGGGGAAGUUUGCCAGUCUGCCCAGGAAUAUGCACAUGGGCGUGGGCAGCAGGCCGUGUCCCCUGGCCUCCUCCAUGGACCUGCUGACCUCCAGGCCUGCAGUACCAGAGCUGCCCCAGGCCGGAUACCACAGUGUCUCCAUCCAUGGCACUCUGCCUAGGAGGAAGAAAGGGUCCCCAGCCCCUGCCCAGGGCCCUGCCCGCUCCUGGGACAUGUACAGCCACAUGGGCACCCUUCCCCACCCGGCCCGCACCCGCCUGCCCUCCUCGCCACUCAUUCACAACAUCAUAGAGGAACACCAGCCUUACCAUACAGGGAGGGAAGGCCGCUCUGCAUACAGGGACCUCAGCAGCAGCAUGGAUCCCACCAUGGAGUAUGUCAAGUUCUCCAGGGACAAGUACAUCAUGGAGGGCCCACCGGAGAAACUACGCAAGGAGCUGGAAGACGAGCUGAAGCUGGGCAGUGAGGAACCACGCAGCCACGCCUGGUACCAUGGUGCCAUCCCCAGACAGGUGGCAGAGAACCUGAUCCAGAGAGAUGGGGACUUCCUGAUCCGGGACUCUCUGUCCAGCCCUGGGAACUACGUCCUGACCUGCCAGUGGAAGAAUAGCCCGCAACACUUCAAGAUCAACAAGAAGGUGGUGGCCAUGAAUGAGGCUUACUCCCGGGUGCAGUACCUGUUCGAGAAGGAGGGCUUCGACAGCGUGCCUGCCCUGGUGCGUUACUACGUUGGCAACAGGAAGCCAGUGACGGAGGCGGUGGGGGCCAUCGUCUUCCAGCCCAUCAAUAGGGCCUUGCCCCUGCGCUGCCUAGAGGAGAAGUAUGGUGUGGCCUGUGUCCGUGUGGAAGCUGGCCUGACCCUGCCCGAGAGGAAGAGCCAGACAUCUAAACGCCUGAGCCUCAACAUCAUGAACGGACACACCCAGGACCACAGCCUCGGACGGGGGAACCUGCUUAGGAACAAAGACAAGUGUGGAAGCCAGCCGGCGUGUCUGAACCACGUUCAGGAGAGACGACGGCCCCUCAAAACCCACCAGUCAGAGAGCUUCCUCCCGCUAGGCUCCAGGCCCCAGCCCCAGCUCAUGGAGCACCAGCCAAGCCCCAAGUCUCCAGUAUUCAGGACGGGUAGUGAGCCGGCACUCAGCCCCACCGUGCCAAGGAGGAUGGACUUUGAGACCCAGGCCGGGGAGGCCAUACGGGGCUCAGACAGCCAGCUCUGCCCCAAGCCGCCCCCUAAGCCCAGCAAGGUGCCCUCCAUCAGGAUGCCCCACUCCCCACGUCUGCAGCCCCUGGCUGCCCCAGCCCAGGGCCCCCCUGUACCCCCACUGAAACCCAAGAAGCAGCAUGUGAUCCAGGCUCUCCAGCCUCUGCAGCCCCCCAGCCCAGAAGUGAAUUACUGUGAACUCAGCCCCUGCAGCCCAGCAGAGUUGGACAGGCUCCAGGCCCCAGCCCCAGGGCCCCAGCCCAACAACAACAGCUACGUAGAGAGGCUGAGGACGGAGGAGAGCCAGAGGAGCAGAUUGGACCGCAGCUCCUACCACCACGCCAUCGAAGCCCUGGAGAAUGGCAGCAAAGAGGAGGUGGAAGGAGGUGGAAAAGGAGGGAUGGAAGAGAUAGAGGAGACUGUGGAGGAGAAGGAGAGAAGCUUCCAACGGCCGGUGUUUGAGACUGCGUCUGCGUUCCGGCCGGGGGAGUUUGAGUCGAGGCUGCUGCCUGCAGAGAACAAACCCCUCGAGAUGAGUGUACUGAAGAGAGCCAAAGAGCUGCUGGUCCAUAAAGACCAUCACAUCAUCGCCAAACACAUCCUCAUGGCAGACUGCCAGGUUGCUAGGGUACAUGGCAUCUCUGAGGAGGCGAAAGGUCAAAUGGGUGUGUCCUCUGGUCUGGAGCUGGUGACCUUACCCCACGGCAGGCAGCUGCGGCAAGACCUGAUGGAAAGGCACCACACCAUGGCCAUCGGGGUUGCCGUGGACAUCCUGGGCUGCACAGGAAGUCUGGAGGAGCGGAGCGCCACACUGAACCGUAUCAUCAUGGUGGCUCUAGAACUGAAGGACUCCAUGGGGGACCUGUACGCCUUCUCCUCCAUCAUGAAAGCACUGGACAUGCCUCAGAUCACACGGUUAGACCAGACCUGGACCAUGCUGAGGAGGAAGUACACUCAGACUGCCAUCAUAUACGAGAAGUCUCUCAAGCCAUUUUACAAGGGACUGUAUGAAGGAACAGUGGACAUGCCCCUGACUGGCACCACAGUGCCUCUACUGAUGCCACUGCUGAUGCUCAUGGAGCGCCCGGCGGUGGCGUUCGAGGGCAUGGAGCUGUGGGAGAGCAACGACCAGGGCUGUGAAAUCCUGCUACGCCACCUGGAGGAGGCUCGCAGCGUGGCACACAAUGCUGACUCAUACACCGCCAACACUGAACGAGUCCUGCAAGAUUUCCAGGCUGAUGAGGAUCUGUUGGAGAUCUGUAAAACAGACUUCCAGCUGCGUCUGCUGUGGGGCAGCAGAGGGGCGGCUGUCAACCAGACGGAGAGAUACGACAAGUUCACACUCAUCCUGACUGCUCUGUCCAGGAAGCUAGAGCCAGCGGUCAAACACACAGAACUCUGAACAGGACAGUCAGGCUGGUUAAGAGAGAGGAUGAGGAAGAUUGUUACAGAGCGAGACCGCUGUCCUUUCCCAACCUGUCCACUGGAGUGAGUCAGAUCCAUUUGGAACUCAUCCUUGGCAGGACACCGAUCUGAGUGUGCUGAUAUGAAGGGGAAAAAUGUCCCUCCUUGACGCAGGACGGGGGGGGGGUUGCCUGGUCCCAGAUCUGUUUGUGCUCUUGCCCACUAUUUGGGGUCGGCAGGUAGCCUAGUGGUUAGAGCGUUGGGCCAGUAACUGAAAGGUUGCUGGAUCGAAUCCCCGAGCUGACAAGGUAAUAAUCUGUCAUUCUGCCCCUGAACAAGGCAGUUAACACAUUGUUCCCCGGUAGGCUGUCAUUGUAACUAAGAAUUUGUCUUGCCUAGUUAAAUAAAGGUAAUUUUUUUAUUAAAAAAAAAAAAAUACUCCGUUGCCAAUGGCAUGACAAUGAGUGUCAGGGAGUUGGCACAAUUGCACAAACAGACUGUCACCCAGGUUAGGAGGGGGGCAUUUACACCAUAUAUGGUAGUGUAGCCCUUUGACCCUGGUCCUUAGUCAUCCUACUGUAUGUUAGACUGGAACACACACCGACCACAGAGAGGACUCAAGAAGUGUUUCUGAAAGUGUUUGUCAGAUGGAAAUGUAUGUAUGAAUGUGUCACUAAAGUAGUGAUUGUACACCCUUGUUAUAACGGUACAACAAUGACUUUGAAAGGAGAACAUAGAAUGACGAGACAGAAGUAGAAGGAGGAAAACGAUUGGUCGCUAUACAAUAGAGGCAGUUUAACCGUAUAUCUUCAAUACUAUAUACUGUAUGUACAUUAACUAGAUCUUCGACUGUGUGUUCCAUGUUCCUCAGAUGGUAUGAGUUCAUCUGGAUAAUCCUGAAUGGUGUACAUAAUACAUAAUCAUGUGAAUGCUAGACUGUAAUAUAUUUCCCUCUUAAAUAUUGACUUGUAAAUAGAGUUGAGUAUAAUAUCUUUAUAUGAAUUAUUGUCAAGAAAUGAAUAAAUAGAUGAAGAAAUUACAUGGUGUCUGAGUAACAACAACAACCGUGGAACAUUUCACAGUAAGUAUUAUGAUGCAAGAAAAUGGUCUGGAUUCCAUCCAUAUCACACAAGUAUUGUGGAAGAUCAGAGUUCACAGUAAGUAUUAUGAUGCAAGAAAAUGGUCUGGGUUCCAUCCAUAUCACACAAGUAUUGUGGAAGAUCAGAGUUCACAGUAAGUAUUAUGAUGCAAGAAAAUGGUCUGGAUUCCAUCCAUAUCACACAAGUAUUGUGGAAGAUCAGAGUUCACAGUAAGUAUUAUGAUGAAAAACAAUGGUCUGGGUUCCAUCCAUAUCACACAAGUAUUGUGGAAGAUCAGAGUUCUUGCUGGAUUGAAAUGGAAAAAGGUGGAGACUGUAUUGACGGGAAACACUGCAAUGUCGUCUCAGUUGGAAAUCACCUUUAUAUUUGAACAUGGAUCUUAUGCGAUACAGAUUGAAUCCAGCCCUGUGUAAAUUAGGAGGGAAUAAGCCGAAAAUCCAGAAUAGUCCAACCAGGAUUUUUGGAAAACCAGGGAAUUUUACAACCCUAAUGAAGGCUUCAAUAAGAUGCUAAAUGUUCUUUGGUAUGUUCAUGUGUUUGUUUUAUUAGAACAAUGAGAAAAAAACAGAUUCCCCCCCCCCACAAAGUGUCUUGACAACAUGAAAAAGUAAAGAGAUGUGCACAACAACAUGAAGAAGUAGAAGUACUGCCAUUGAUUAUUACAAUGUGUUAAAAUAAGAGUCAACAGUGAGAUUAUCAUAUCUACUUUUUGCAAUUAAAUGAAUUUGCUACCAUGCCAACUCAGCUAGGUUGGUAGAUAACACAAUUUGCUCCUUGCCGUGAUAUGCGUGAAUUCUUUAUAUCAUCUUAAAGCAUAUUGUUAGGAGGUUUUUUUGCAUAAUGAUCAGAAUUACAGCAUAAUGGAUAUGAUUUAGCUCACAGUUUUAAUCCAAAGUGAAAAUCACAUUUUUAAAUGUGGUUGCUAGUGAAAAACCUACAGCAUUAUCUAUCGUCAUACUUUGUCACCACUGAAGGCCACUUGCACCACGGUGCCAAGAAUACGGUUAGCACUGUUUUAGGCCAUUAGAGACAAGCAUGUCAAAAUCCUACGAAUGAAGGAUAGCCAGACACACACACUGCUGAAAUUAAUGGGUUACGGUGCUUCAUAUUCAAAUCAACUACUUACACCAUGACAGCUUUUCCUGAUUUAGAGAUCUACAAUGCCAUGUUCUAGAUAUUGGAUGAUAUUGUAGGGUAGGGUCAAUACAUAUUUGCUGUAAGCUCCAGAAAUGUUGAGUCAAGCAUGCACCUUCAUGCCCUGAAAGCCAUUCAAGGGAAUUUCACUGAAACGAAAGGGAGGAUUCCAACCCCCACUUUCUGAUAACACACCUAUUAACCAGUUCAACAAGAGAGGAGUGAUGAUUCAAAUGAGAGCAUUCAUGCAGGCAAUGGAAUUUACAUGAUAAACUAAAAAUCACAGGAUUUAUAUAACAUGCACUGUUCCAUUUGAUCUGCAUGAGCUUUGUUAGUGCACAUUAAAUCAACGAAGCAGAUCGGUCUUAAUCAAGACAUCCAAUGGAAGUACGAACAUGGGGUUCUUUAGGAAGUUCAGAGGUACAGUUCAAGUAAGAUGAGCAUAUCAUGAUAUGAUAACAAUGUCACUUUCACAGCUUUAAGUAUUGAUGAAGAACUAAAGCACUGCUCGUAUAAGCAUUUCAGAGUGGGACCAUCAGAUUUACAGCAGAAAAAGUUGUUUUUAAUGGUGAAUAUUAUACCCUGCCAAGGGUAAAACGCUGUGUCAGUCUCAUAAAAGCUACUUAACUUCUUUGAUUAAAGUCCAAUCACUCACCAUGUCAAUUAUGCUCAUAUGCAAAUUCAAUUCACUUUCAAAUUCAUUCAAUUCAAGAGGGUUAGUAUCAAAAGCAUUUACACGGCUAGCUACAGUAAAUGCCUUUAUUUUGUGGUAGUUCUGAACUCUACACCUCCUAUAAUAACAUAGUGGUCACCUUACAUUUGUACAAAAGGUAGCAUACAGAGUCCAUUUCAUUCAUUCAUUUAUUCAUUGAUAUUCGAUUCAAAUGCUAUAGGGCAAAAGUGCAUCAGUGAAGACCAUGUCCCUAUUCAGAAGGAUGUUCUGACAACAAUGCAUGGUUACUUUGAGCUAACGGCACGGCACGAUUCUGAGAAGUGAGUCAUUCAUCUGAUUAAAAUCCCUAUAAAAAGUCACAAUAAAAACACAUUCAGCAUGAAAUAAAAGAGAUGUUAAUACAUACAAUUUAGUAAUAAAACAAACUACGUAUAUGCAUACACACAUUAGUACGCAUACAUAUGUAUAAUCACAUUCACAAUUAUAAUAUGCGCUUGAAACAGGAACGGUAUGGGAAUGCAACACUCUUUCACGUGGAGACCGCACGCAGCAAAGCCCCAGGAUGCUCCUGUAAGACCGAGGAGAAGAGACGCGGCAGGAGUCUGGGUGGGGCCCAGAGGAGCACCACAGCAAGCCACCGUAGACUGUCGGUUGGAGCCCUUGUGUGCGGCAGAGAGUGAUGGAAGAGCAAUCAGCAGGUCCAUCCCCACUCCCAGAGUUAGUAUUAAGGCAGAGACUGCAAGGAGAUUUGGAGUGUUGUUGUUGAAUUGCGGGUUGAUGCCCAGUCAUUUGUCUCAGCUCAGCCUCCAGGUUUCCUAGCCUGAGCUGCUGUGUGAUGACUGGCUGGUGAGGGAGGAGGUUUCCUAGCCUGAGCUGCUGUGUGAUGACUGGCUGGUGAGGGAGGAGGUUUCCUAGCCUGAGCUGCUGUGUGAUGACUGGCUGGUGAGGGAGGAGGGCCCUCUGCUGGCAUGCUGCCUUUCUCCAGUCUGCGGUGCUGGUGCAGGGUUGAGGAGGAGGGGAUGAAGUGGUAGUGUAAGGGCAGGCAUGCUGUUUCUAGAGAAGUACUGCUCCUACGCUGAUCUGAGUGGCCGUGCCACAUGAGAUCCUGAACAACAGCACGACAGAGGUGACGCUCAACACACACACGGCAUGAUGGGAAUGUUUUGAUUAACACAGAAAGAAAAGAAACGGAGAGACAAAAGAAACCAAAAUCGUGGAUGAAUGAAGGAGACAAGACAGGAAGAUUAGAAGUGAACCAACGGGCGGCGAGGGCAACCACAGAGUUACAUACAAGACGCUGCAUUCCUUCCCGUAUGACGUAAUGACAGUUCAUAUUACAGACAUGCUGAAGCACGUUAAGGUAAGGCGACCGCAGGCGAGUAGCACAGACAGGCAGACAUUCCCAACAACGGAAUGAGAAUGUAACAAUGCGACAACAAGGCAGGCUGUUAGUGCUGGAUGUUGCCUGAAGAGCAGAAAUACAACAUUAAGAGAUACGUAAUAGUGGAGUAGUAGUGUGUUCAUUGCUUAUCUCUCAUUAUAAAAGAUGUUGUGAGUCGCUAACUAUAAGCCCCCUCCCUGGUCCCUGAUCUUGCUGGUAUGCUGCAGUGGAUUGGUUACUCUGUGUUGUGUAUAGACAGUUUAGAAGAACACUCCCCUCCUAUAGAGGCAUAGCUACCACCUCAGGAAUCUUCACUGCUAUGGAAUGAUGUUAAUGGCCAUGGAUGUGUGCAUGCAAACAUGUGACCUGCCAACCCCCUCCCCUCCCAAGUCAAGCCCUGCCUGCCACUAGCUCCACCAGACUCAGCAUGUACCCUCCACCAAAGACCUCGCCACACUGCUCCACUCAGGAACCUGCAGUCCAACAGGAGAGAGAGAGAGAAAGGAGAGGAGUUACUGUACCGACCCCCACCCCUAGGACAGAGACAGAUAGCGGACAGUAAGUAGUACACAGUGAAGAACCACGCCCCUGGGUGUAAUAUAGCCCUGACCACCAGAGGGCAGCAUUGUUGUGACACACACACAUACAAAUCAAAGGAAGAGAGAAGAAGUGUACAAUUAUCUUAAAGGGUAGUAUGGUGGUGGGAAAUAUGAGUCAUAUAGGCACAAACUAGGCCACUCCUUACCGGGACGUAUUACUGCAUUCCUGUCUUAAUAGGUGGAGCAGAGUACUUAACAUACCAGGCUCACAACAGCUGAGUGAUAACAUAUAGACAAUACAAUGGGUCAAAUCUGUAUACGUCACUUUUCCUAUUUUCCAAAUCACUUUGAUCCAAAGUAGAAAGAUCUUAAAACCAGAAGAGCAUUUUAUCAUCUACCUUAAAAAAA